UUGCCAUGUCUGACGCGGCAGCCUCCAAGUGUCCCAUUUCCUGGAGGCAGGGCUUGUUCCCUGCAUAAAAAGCCAGCUGGCUGGGGAUGCCACAGCAGAUCCUAGUGGCCACACAGCCUGCUCUUCUCUGAACACCAGGACCAGCUGCCACAGAAACAUGAGUUCUCAGCAGCAGAAGCAGCCCUGCACCGUACCCCCUCAGCUGCAGCAGCACCAGGUGAAGCAGCCUUGCCAGCCUCCACCCCAGGAACCCUGUGUCCCCAAAACCAAGGAGCCCUGCCAGCCCAAGGUGCCGGAGCCCUGCCACCCCAGAGUGCCUGAGCCCUGCCAGCCAAAGGUGCCGGAGCCCUGCCACCCCAAGGUGCCAGAGCCGUGCCACCCAAAGGUGCCGGAGCCCUGCCACCCCAAGGUGCCGGAGCCCUGCCACCCCAAGGUGCCAGAGCCCUGCCACCCCAAGGUGCCUGAGCCCUGUCCAACCGUCACUCCAGCACCAGCUCAGCAGAAGAUGAAGCAGAAGUAGCGUGAUCCACAGUCACGCCCUCCAGGAGAGGAGCACCGCGUGCUGAGCAGCUUCUUCCCAUUCUGCUCAGAGGUCCCGUUAGUGACCUGCAGUCACAGCCCCUCCUCAGUGGCACCCUAACCUCACGACCCGUGCAGCUUUCCUUCCCAUGCACUGUAGGAAGUAGGAAGCCUCCAGGCAGGCUGACAGUGUUGGCUCCCGAGCCAGUUUCCAGCUGCUCAGAAUUCAUCUGAAGACCGAUCUGUGGUGCAAACAACUGAAUCGCGUUUGUUUUGCCUUCAUUAAAUUCACUUUUAAUUCCA
Molecule: messenger RNA, 822 nt
Organism: Oryctolagus cuniculus (rabbit)
Lineage: Eukaryota; Metazoa; Chordata; Mammalia; Lagomorpha; Leporidae
Source: RefSeq, a predicted model, not a curated record